Molecule: messenger RNA, 7780 nt
Organism: Gambusia affinis (western mosquitofish)
Lineage: Eukaryota; Metazoa; Chordata; Actinopteri; Cyprinodontiformes; Poeciliidae
Product: metabotropic glutamate receptor 7-like
Exons: 8
Coding region: 723-2279 (518 amino acids)
Biological process (GO): regulation of synaptic transmission, glutamatergic; G protein-coupled glutamate receptor signaling pathway
Cellular component (GO): membrane
Molecular function (GO): group III metabotropic glutamate receptor activity
Source: RefSeq, a predicted model, not a curated record
AAACCUCUCAUUCAUUUCGCCCUUAAAUGCGACCGGUUGCAGAGACGGGGGGUAAAAAACAGCCUCGGAUUUAAUUAGCUGGGUUCUCUCAGUCCUCUGCUCAGUGAUCGCUCAUUUGCGCGGGUAUUAAUCUUUCUUUUUUUUGUCUUACUGUCUCUCUCUCGCUCUAUCCUGUGCUCUCCCUUUCUUGCUCUCUCUGGAGGCUGUGGAGAUGAUUAUGCACCCAUGGGAGACAGACACCACAGACGAGCCAAGCUUCCCUGCGCUUCUGUGGAGUUGCUAUGGCCGGGAAGAAUGUCACCCACUUCUGCCGGUGCACACAUUUCAUUUUGAGCGCAGAUUUUGAGAGAUAAUCACUGCCCCCAUUUUUUUCCCACGGAAUGUGCUUGAAUUGCGAUUGUUGAGGUAUUUCAGAUUUGAGCAGAGCGCGACUUGCCUGUGUUUCCAACAGCCAGUUAGUCUUCGGAGUGCGAUCACUGAUACUGUCCGUCUAAUGGAUGGGGGGAGCUGAAUUACUGUCGGGGGCUUCACUAUUCAACAAGCUGCGCUGCUCGCUCCUCCUGGCUGCACAGCGAUGGGCGCAGUUUGCCUGAGCCUUUCAUUACGUCUCGCUUCUUCGGCCCAGCUUGUUGAAUCUCCACCUUGGUGACUAAAAUGGAGAUUUUCUAACAAACUUCAAAAAUCAUCAUCAGUCGACUCCAUCUUUCCUACAAAAGUUGAGCAUGGCGCGUCCGGGUGUUUGCGUCUGGAGGCUGUUUUGGCUCCUGAGCGCCUUGGUGGAUUUUGCGCUGCUCCAGGAGACCUACGCGCCACAUUCCAUACGGACACAGGGGCACUUGACCCUCGGCGGGCUCUUCCCGGUGCACUCCAGGGGACCCGACGGCACGCCGUGCGGGGACCUGAAAAAAGAGAACGGCAUCCAGCGCUUGGAGGCCAUGAUGUACGCGCUGGACCAGAUCAACCAGGACGAGCAACUCUUACCCAACAUCACCCUUGGCGCACGGGUGCUUGACACUUGCUCGAGGGAUACGUACGCUCUGGAGCAGUCCUUAACUUUUGUGCAAGCCCUCAUCACAAAGGACACUUCAGACGUGAGGUGCACGAACGGGGAGCCGCCGGUGUUCGUCAAGCCAGAGAAAGUGGUGGGAGUGAUCGGAGCCUCGGCGAGCUCGGUGUCGAUUAUGGUUGCCAACAUCCUACGCCUGUUUCAGAUCCCUCAGAUCAGCUACGCGUCAACAGCCCCGGAGCUGAGCGACGACAGGCGUUACGACUUCUUCUCACGGGUGGUUCCUCCAGACUCGUUCCAGGCCCAGGCCAUGGUUGACAUCAUCCAAGCCUUAAAUUGGACCUAUGUCUCCACUGUUGCUUCAGAAGGCAGCUAUGGGGAGAAGGGAGUGGAGGCUUUCACCCAGCUCUCCAAGGAAGCAGGUGGAAUCUGCAUUGCCCAGUCUUUGAAAAUUCCCCACAACCCCAAGACGGAGGAUUACGAUAAAAUCAUCCAACAAUUGCUGGAAACCCACAACGCCCGGGCAAUCAUCAUCUUUGCCAGUGAAGAAGACAUACGAGGAGUUCUCAAUGCCACCAAGAGGGCCAACCAGGUGGGCCAUUUCCUGUGGAUUGGAUCUGACAGCUGGGGGUCCAAGAGCAGCCCGAUCCACCAGCUGGAGGACGUAGCAGUGGGAGCAGUCACAAUUCUGCCCAAACGUUCCUCCAUUGAAGGAUUUGAUGAAUACUUUACGGGCCUCACCCUGGAGAACAAUCGCAGGAAUGUGUGGUUUGCGGAAUUUUGGGAGGAAAACUUUGACUGCCGGCUGCUCAGUGCUUCCAAAAGAGAGGACAGCAGCCGCAAGUGCACAGGCCAGGAGCGGAUUGGGAUCGACUCCAAGUAUGAGCAGGAAGGGAAGGUGCAGUUUGUGAUUGACGCCGUGUAUGCUAUGGCCCACGCGCUGCACAACAUGCACAGAGACUUAUGUCCCAAUCAUCCUGGCGUCUGUCCACAAAUGGAGUCCACAGAUGGGAAGAUGCUGCUCAAGUACAUACGCAAUGCCAGCUUCAACGUUACUGUUAGAGUACAUCCAAACAAAAAGCCUCGUGAAGACCAAGGAAAACAUCAGAAAAUGGUAAUAAAUGAAGAACCCAAAAGCUACAAAGACAUAUCCGUUGCCCAUCUACCUACGUUGGCAGGCCUGCCAAGAAGAGCAUUUGUGAGACUCAUAGAGACCCCAGGUAACCCUAGAGGAGCUGCAGAGAUCCACAGAUCAAGGAGUGGAAUCACUUGAUGACACCUCAGUCAUACACUCUACAAAUAUGGCCUUCAUGAAAGGACGGAAAGACAACUAACAAUGCACAUCACUAUGGAGAAAACAUUGGGGUGGUAACAUAAUGUUUUUAAAGUUGGGCAAAAGAAACUGGAUGGGAGACAACAUGUUAGAGACUCGGGAGGAGCGAGAUUCCACUUACAGGAGAAUAAUGACUCAUAAACAUAUAGCCUAAGUUAUAAUGGAAUGGUUUUGAUCAAGUCAUAUAUUAAAAUAGUAUAGUCAAAGUCCAGACUUAAAUCCCCUGAUGUUCACAAAUGUCUGAGUAAAAAAUUGUAUGUAGAUAUGAAAAUCUAUGCCAAAAGCUGCAGUUGCAGCAAAAUGUGGUUUUGAAAAAUAAGAGUCAAGAGGACUGAACACACAUGUACUCCACACAAUCACUUGGUAGCUAUUUUAGUCGAUGAAAAUUAUGGUUGUAAUGUGAAAAGAGGUUAAAAUGUUUGAUGGACAUAACUUUGCAAGAGACAGUAUUUCUAAAAAUGGUAAUAUACUGUUUCAUCUACCAUUAUAUCCUGCAUACUUGGCUCAUUGCUACAUCAUCAUUCAUUUCAGGAGAAACAAAAAAGACAAAAGAAUGCACAUAAGGGCCAGAGCAGUGUGAGAUGAUAAAAACCAGGAAAUAAAAUUCCACAUCCAUCAUGUUUAUGUUCAAUAUGCCAUAAAGAUUAGUCAAGGAAAAGCACAGAGAAUACUUGCGGACAGUGGUCUACGACAUGUUGCUCGAAAAACAACGCUUCUAUACAAGCAUGAAUUUAAAUAGCCACAAAGUUUGCAUGAACAUUAAAAAAAAAAAUCAAAAAACCCAACACAAAAGAAAUCAUAAUAUAAAUAAAAACUACAAAAGACAGAAGCAGUGGCAACAUGAGUAUCUGAAACAUUCACAAAGGAGAACAUGGAAAACAUUCUCACAUAGAGAAAUAGUGAACAUGAGGAACAGGUGUCCUGAUAACAAAUUCAGGACAGAUGCGACUCAGAGAACGGAAAGCAAAACAGACAAGGAAACAGAUGCAAUGCAAAAAGAAAAAAAAAACUUGAUACAAACAGAUAAGCAACCAAAAAUAGCAUUAUUUAUAGUCGGCAGAACAAAAAAGUUCUAGAAAACGAAAGAACCAUGUCAGCACCUAAGGGAUGGCUCCCAGUUGUCCGGAAAAAGAAAAAAAAAAAAAAAAGAGUCCAGCCAAAAGUGGAUAAAAUGAGGUUAAUGGAAUAAAAAGCCCAACUGGAAACAAUGGUAAAGAAAAGAUAAGCAGUUCAGAAAGCAGCCCUGGGGCACUCCAGAUAAGCAAAGCAGUUCAAAAUUCCUUGAGCAACAGGAACAUCACCAGCACCAGGAGUCUGAAUAUGAUGAUGAAUGGCAAUGAUGAAGAUGCACACCAAAUUUUGGGAUAAAGGCAAAACAACUGUAGAGCUAAAGACCGGGAAAAAAUCGGGCAGAGUUGGAUCCCAUUGGAUCCAUUCAGCAGCAUUUACAGUCCACCCAUAACUAUCCCUAAUAAAUAAAUAAAUAUUUUCAACUUGUAGAUGGCUUGUUUGAGUUCGUCUGAACACGGCUGAAUGAGAACGUUCCACAAUCCUUCCUCACCCAGGAGCAUUAUGAGGGAUGUAAAAAAAAAAACAAGGCUCACUGCUGUAAUUAGUAGCAUCUUGGGGUCUCCAUAGCCAUCUUCAAACAUUAUCUACAUGCCAAAUGCAUUUUUGGAGAACACCCUGAGAAAAUAUCUUGGCGUUUGGGAAACAUUAUUGAGAUUUACGUGGAAAUGUAAUUUAUUGUCAAAUGAGGCUAAGCCUUCUAACACCAACACUGUGGUGGAACAGAAACCAUUGACACUGUUAUGCACUCUGAAGCAUAGCAGAGGAUCUGUGAUACUCUGGGACUAUUUCUAAUCUAAUACUUGUGAAAGCUUGUUUGAGCAAUUUGCCACAUGAACUCUAUAAAAUAUAAGGACACCUUAAGUUUAAAUAACUCUUUGUGGUUCUCUGCCUGAAAGCUGAAAAUGGGUCUUCAACAUGUUUUACUGCAUGACAAUGAUCCAAGAUCCACGGCAAAAUCGAGACAAAAAUGUUUCAAAGAACAGAAAAUAAAUCCUCUGUCUUGGCCGUGACUGUCACCAGUACUAACUCUUAUAAAAAGCCUGGGGGGGUUGCUGAAAAGAAUAGAUCAUAAGAGAGUGUCAUAUUCUUUGGACAAGACAGACUGUGACCAGAGAAAUGGUCAAAGAUCUUUCUCUCUGUGUGCUUCAACUACAGAAAAUGUUACAGGAAAAAAUAAAGUGCUGACCUACUGGGAAAGGAGAAAAGUACCAACAGCUGUAGAUAAGUGUGAAUUUGUUUUUUUCAUUAAAAAAAAAAGUAUUUACAUUAUUUAAAGUAGCCCCCCCCUCACCAUCCAUACUUUUAAGAUUUGUAUAAGUAAAAAAAUAAGUAUCCUCGUUAUUACACCUCACCAUUAUGUGCUACUUUGAGUUGGUCUAUUACGGACAAUUCUUUCAGCAUAUUUUGGCUGCUUGUCAACUUUGGAAGCAGCCCUACCACAACGUUUAUAUAAAUCAGAGGAGUGGGAAGAAAGGAAUUUAAAUUGAUACAGGAAAUGGCGAACAGUGGGGCAAUGACCUAUACACUGAAAAAAGUAUUAACAGGCCAGUGGUUCUGUUAUCAGUGCAUGCUUUUCAAAAGCUUGUUUAGUUAGUAUUGUUCUGCUUCACAGAAGUAUGUAAAUAACUUUAUCUUGAAGACUUUGAAAGUCUUGGUGGUUGAUGAUUUGUGCUCAGCAUCAAAUAGGAUCAACAUCAUGUUGAGCUUUGACUGUUUGCCUGAUGCUUCAGAAUGAAUCGGGGAUGAAAAUGAGACAAUAACUUGUAGAAUCUGGCUUCACAAAAUGAAAGUAGUCACAUAAAAAUAUUUGAAUUUCAACACUUUUCAGUGCAAUGUUAUUCUUUUGCAGUAAAGAAUGCUAUUUUUUUCCACAUUUUGGUUGGCAAUAGGGAUGGAGGGCACACAGCUUGAAGGCUGAGGCAUUUGCUGCUGGGUUUUCCGUUGACCUGGUGGCCUGACGUGGUGUUGGUGAGGUCCAGGGUGGAAAGCUGAGUCAAACUCUUAAGCAUGCUUGGCUCAACGACUUGACCUGAAAACCUGAGUUAGGCUGAGAUUGAUAACUUUCUAUAAACUGUUUAAACUGUGAGCCGUUGCCCACUGGAGAUAGUGGGGAUUCUCCCUUGUGACUCCACUAGGUAUAAUGGAUGGCAAUGGAUGGAUGCUAGACACAAACAUAAAACAAAACACAAAUUAAUGUUGGGAGAAGGAAAGGAACAACAACAAAAAAAUCCAAGUUAAUAGUAGAAAAUCUAAAAAACACAACAUGAUAUACAGUCUCAUGAGUACAAGACACAAUUUAGCUUUACAUUCGCUUUCAUUUAAAUGUCAAAGUUAAACUUUUAGACAUUUUGAGCAAAAUGUAUCUUGGCUGUGGCUUUAGCUGAACUACUGCACUAUUUAGCCUUGUACAGACAGAAUAAGAUAGCUCAUAAUGACAGCUGCUUUAAAAUUCAGAAGUGAAUAGAGAAGAGGAACCAGCAGGGAGAUACGUUUAAAACAAGGGGAACCUUUGUCACUACAAAUUUUCCGCUAUGUAUGUCUGACAGUGAUCAUUAAAGAGUCCUUUGAAGUACUCUGGGUUUUUAGAGAGCUUUCUAAAGACAUCUCUGCUGUUUAUUAAAUAAUAGAUCACUGUAAUCUUUUCAGAACAUUUCAACUUAAAGAGGUGAACCCAGUUUUCUUUGUGGUGUCUUUAUCAAAAUGAACUCUCUGCUGUUUAAAAUGUAGGAUUUGAUUGGCUAUGUACCAGAUAUAUAUGCUUCAGUACAUAUUUAGGAGCGUUCCUCUUUUUGGGGCUAAUUUUUAACCUGGCAUUUUUCAGAAAUUAUAGACCCACCCUGAAAAGUCAACACACAUCCAAUGACUAAAGAGGGGGAAUUAGAAAAUUUGACUGCUUGCCUAGUUUGAGAAAUGAACAAAAUGCUGAUAUUUUGUAUACAAAUGAAUAAAAACCAUUUUUUAUGUGUUUUUGUCAUAGUUGGAUGUCGUCUCUUGCUUAAAGCAGACCUAUUGCCAGAUGAGAAUGAGUCACACUGUUUAUCCUGAUCCUCUAAUUUUUCUGUAUCGCCAUUAAUAAUUCAAAUGGCAUAACUUAAGAAAUUUGAGAGGCAUAGCAAUCAGGCUAAGUUUCCAUUGUAUAUCCUUUUUUUUUUUCAUCAGAAAUAAACAGUUGGAGGAGGCUUUAUUCCAUUUAAAUAUUAAUCCCACAGUUAUCCCUUUCACUCUGAACUAAAACUGUGCAGGAGCAAUCUUGGAGGUGAGUCGAAGCGUUUUUAUGAAAAUCAAAUGAUUGCACACGAUGGAGAACUGUCUGGAAGCUGUUAUACAACAAAGAAAUCCUCUUAUUGAUUUGAAGCCACAUUUUUAGGCGGGAAUUUUCAGUCUGACUUGUCUGUUUAUUGUUUUAGUAUUUACCAGACUAUCAUAAAAUCUGAAAGAGGGAAGAAAAUUAGAAACACAAUGAAUAAAUGUGGUUUUAAUAUUCAUUUUUUUGUUGGAAAUGAGAGACCAAAUUUAUUUAAUCAUCAUGACUAUGCUCUGGCCUUCACAAGUUUAUGUGUUUUGACUCAACAGGAUUUUGGUCGUCGAGAAAUUCAGUAUGUGGUGAAUGCAAAAAGACAAGAUUGCUUUUUUUUUUUUACUCUUAGGGGGAGGUAAUUUGUUUUAUUGUUGGAUAACAAUGACAACAGUUUUUAGCCAGUAAUUCUUACCUAACAAGAAAAAAAAAUGUAAUGACUUAAAAAGAACUGAGAACAUGCCUUUAGCACAUCAUCACAAAAGUGUUCCUCCACUAUGCCAUUUACAACCAUUCUAGGAAGCAUUGGAGUGAGAAGUAGUUCUCUUGAUAAGAUGAGCACCACUAAUUUCCACCAAAUAAGUCUUGUUCUCUCUUACUCACAGUCUGAGUACACUCAGAAUGUGAGUAAGAGUCACUUUGACAAAAUGUCUCAGCAUUUUGUCAAAAAUAGCUUGAAUUUGAAAUCUGUUCUUACAUCUCUGUGCUUCCUCUGAUUAAUUUUUAAACACCUAAAUGAAGCUGAAAAUAUCCAAUGUUCUUGCUUCAACACCAACUUCCAAACUGUAUGGUAAUGCAGUCACCCCACCUUUGUAGUGCUUAGUACAUGCUGUUUUUUCAUUUGAAAUAAAACAUAAAAUUUCCUACAGAUAAUAUGUAACAUGCUAUUUUAAGCCAAUAUAGAAACCAAUUUUCAGGAAAUGUGUCUCACAACAAGAACGUUUCAGGUUUGAAUCCAGGUGGUGGAGGGUUUUCAUAUUCUUCAUAUCAGUAGGACAGAGGAUAUGUGUGAUCAAUUGAAUUUUUCUAUAUUAGUGGUGUGAUGGAUUGGUGACCAGUGGAAUAGGCUACAGCC